ACCAAAACACUACACGUUUCACCCUGGAUCUUGUGCGAUUUCACCCCUGUGUGCAAGCACGCACCGGUUUUCAUGGUUGCGCCUGUGUCGUUAUAUUUUAAGACUGCAAAAUGUCCUAAAUAUGCGCGUUUACGUGUUGUAUUUGUCCCCAAGCUAACUGAGCUAAGUGUGUUUUGUGUCAUAGGACAACAACAGUCACAGACCCUAACGCGGUCAUUGCGCCGAGUAAACCUAAAACCAAACGUAAAGGCACACUUAAUACACUUUACUGUUUAACACGAGCUGGAUCACGCUGCUCCUUUCACAUCUGGAAUGUUGCAAAGUUCUUAUAGUUUAGAGCCAAUCUAUUGCCUCCUAAUUUAGGAUGACCAGUAUUUACCCGGGACAGUCCCGGUUUAGAGCUGUGUCCCCUCUUCCAGUAGGGACAAACCCAAACCAGUGAUUUGUCCCAGUUUUAUACACGAAAUGUCCCCGGUGUCCCCAUUUUUAACCAGUUUUAUACCUGCCAACAAUAAGAGAAGCAUGCAUUGUUAUUUGCUGAGGUAAAAUACAGAAAAACUGCUUUAAAAAUUACAAAAACACAAAGAAAAUGUGACUAUACUGACCCGCAUGUUAGUCAUGAAUGGGCCAAGUGCAUAGCAAUUUUCCUUAAUUAACCUCUUGCUUCACAAUUUUAUUAUUACCAACCACCCCAAACUGGGGGUGUCCCAGUUUUUGAUUUUGAAAUUCCGGUCACCCUAUCCUAGUUCCUCUGGGAUUAGCAUUUCACUAUGUACAAUUUAAUGGCAUGCAUGUAUUUCAGAUGCUAAAUCAUUCCAAGUCCUCCACAGAUACUGUUUAUAAAUACCUAGAAUGUAGUUGGAAAUAGGUUUUACCCGCGGACCUGAGUGCAGUAUGGGGAGUCUGUGCAUGCUAGAGUAAAUACUUCCUCUGGCUCGUUUUUAAAAAAUGGACCUGAAUGAUCACUCAUUUGGUGGAAUGUAAGGCUUGAUUUGAUCAGAGGAUAUAGAUGCGUACUUGCGUCUGAUAUCGUAUAUAGACAUGGAACUAAACGUUUUGCAAUCUGGACACUGUGGCAAGCUAUAUUUAGUCAGCCACAAAUAGUCUUGUCCCUCAUGCAGUUUCAUCCUGUGUUCAGUGUUGUGACGGACAGCUGUAAAAAUGUGUUACUCCAGCUAUUCUAAAUAUUCACAAUGACUAUGCAUUUCAGAGCCUAAAGGGUCAAAGGAAUCACAAAUCACAAGUUUGUUGUUGUCGUUGGAGAAUGAUGAUGAGCUGAAUCAGAACAAGUACAAGAGCACAUAGACGAGUAUACACCCAUGGACUACUAUAGAAACAACCUAGACCACUGAGAGAUUACACAGAUAUAAGGCACGGUAAUAUAAAAGACAUAAAAGAAAAUACUACCAUUUACCAUUGAAACAUCCUGUUGUCUAAAGAUUUAUUUUUUUUAUCAUCAUGGUAUCAGAAUCAAUAUUGAGUAUCAAAUGGUGAAGUUCCUGUGCUUCCAGCCCUGUUUGACCCAGAGUAAAUCUCGGGUUCUAACCUCAGCAGGCUAAUGAGUGUGAGUGUGAUGGCUGGGUGUGUUCUGGUCUGGCCUGUAUAGUAAGUGUAGUCGUGCAGGCUAACCUCUGCUCUGCUCCUCAUCUCUGUGUGUGUGUGUGUUCACUACAGUCUCUGGUGUAAGCUCCUCUCUCACAGUACUGAAGACAGACAGAAUGAACCUCCAUCAGACCCCUGCACCCCUGCUCCCUCCGGUGCACCCUGACGUCCAGAUGAAGCCUUUGCCCUUCUACGACGUGCUGGACGUGCUCAUCAAGCCCUCCAGCCUCGCCAUAUUUGUUUUGAUACAGAUGCACUGUGCCUGUGCCUGUCCCUGAUUGACUAAUCCACCUCUCAAUCAUGCCCAUCUGAACUUGGGGAAAUGCAACAGUGACCAGACACAUAUGUCCAUAAAGUAUAGAAGAUGUGUGUGUUCUGGUUUUUUGGAGCCAGCACCGCUCAGAGGUUCCACCAGGAGAGGUACUUCAUCUUUGCCCUGACGCCUCAGCAGGUGCGGGAGGUCUGCAUCUCCAGGGACUUCCUACCUGGAGGCAGGAGGGAUUACAUGGUCCAGAUACAGCUGAGGUUUUGUUUGUCUGAGACCAGCUGCCCACAGGAGGACAACUAUCCCAACAGUCUGUGCAUCAAGGUGAACGGGAAGCUCUUCCCUUUGCCGGGCCACGCUCCUCCUCCUAAGAACGGCGUGGAACAGAAGAGACCGGGUCGGCCCCUCAACAUCACGUCUCUGGUGAGGCUCUCUUCUGCGGUGCCCAACCAGAUCUCCGUCACAUGGGCCCCCGAAAUUGGAAAGACUUAUUCCAUGUCGGUGUACUUGGUCAGACAGCUCACGUCCCCUCUCCUGCUGCAGAGGCUCAGGAUGAAGGGCAUCAGGAACCCAGACCACUCCAGAGCACUCAUAAAAGAAAAGCUGACUGCAGACCCAGACAGUGAGGUCGCUACUACCAGUCUGCGAGUGUCCCUCAUGUGUCCGCUGGGUAAGAUGCGUCUGACGGUACCGUGCCGAGCCGUGACCUGCUCUCACCUGCAGUGCUUUGACGCAGCGCUGUACCUCCAGAUGAACGAGAAGAAGCCCUCAUGGAUCUGCCCUGUAUGUGACAAGAAGGCUACCUACGAGAGCCUCAUCAUCGACGGCCUGUUCUUGGAGAUCCUGAAUGACUGCACAGACGUGGACGAGAUCAAGUUCCAGGAGGAUGGCACGUGGUGUCCCAUGAGACCCAAGAAAGAGGCCCUCAAGCUGCAGGCGCUGCCCAAAGUGGAGGCAGCAUCUGCUCCUGUGCGGCACGCGGCCCCCGCCCCCUCUGACUCCUGCUCUGUGAAGAAGGCCGAUGUCAUUGACCUGACCGUAGACAGCUCUGAUGAAGAGGAGAGUGAGCCACCAUUAAAGAAGCGCUGUGCCUUCAUCUCCAAAAGCCAGGAGCCCGAGCUGCACCCAAAAAGUGUUCUGGCCUACCAGCCGCCCUCAGUGCGCAUGCCCCAAGUGCAGGUGGCCGCACUGGACCCGUACCAGCUGAGCUCCACUCUGGCAGACUACGCAGUGCCCUUCCACCCGUCCACACUGGCCUCCAUACCCACAGACAUGCAGAGCCUGGACCUGUUCUCUCUCAUUCAGGCUGAUCCACAGCAUUACAGGCCACCUACAUUUCUGGACACUCUGCAGAGUGCUGCUGUGGCCAGCACCAGCGGGCCCCUGGCCUCCAGCAGCCGCUACGAGAGUAAUGCACGUGCGUCAGCCCCCGUGCACGAGAGCAGAGUCAUUUCGGAGGGGGGUGGCGCCUCCGGGGGCGUGGCUGCGAGCAGCAUAUCAGACAUCAUUUCAUUGGACUGACAGCUGGCCAAAUCCUAUCCGCAUGGACCUGGGCGCGGGCCAUAUAACAGCAUACAAACCAAUGGGGAUGGGACCCGGUGAAGAUACAACCACAUCCUGGAGACAUGGUGCUUUUCUAUCUGUGCAGCUCUUUGCUCAAACACACUCCUCCUACUGGUCAGACUCUUGUGCUCCGAGUGACUGACAGGUGGAUUUAACCAAUCACAGUGAAGUGUGAACUCAGAAGCAGCGGAUGGCUCGUGUGACCUCUUAAAGGCAGUAGAAACCGACUGAGAGUACAUGAGUAUAACCUUAUAUGGAACCUAACUGAAGACUUGAUAUCUGUGUACUCAUGACUUGUUACUCUACAGGAUGCAGGCCACGCCUACCUCUGGAAUUGGACUAACAGGAUCCAUUUGGACCAAACCGGACCAAACCAGUUUAACCACCUGUGUCAGUGAGGUGCACUCCCACACCAUUAGCAUUAGCAUGUGCUCAUUACAGUGCCCCUGUGGCCAUCAGCUGCACUUCGCUCUGCAGAGGGACUAUCUCCAUGGGUUCAAAUCAAUGUUCAGAUCCUCCUGUUUUUUGCUUAAGUACUUUCAUUUAGUCAUACUAUUAUUAUUAUUCCUCUCAAAUGUAAUCUGCAGUCUAUUUCUUUAUUUUCUGAUGGCAGUUUGAACUUCUUAAACCUUUCACAAUAUGGAGAAAACAAGUAAUCCACAAGUAAUUGCUGCAGUAUUGUCAAAUCCAGAUUAAUAUUUGGAUUUAAAGUGCUUUUGUUUGUUUUAGCAGUGUAAUGCCAAACCACAAAUAUUUAAUUUGUUCUAAUUAAACCUUUGAGUAGUUUUGACUGGGCUAGAAUCCCAGGGCCUUAGAGCGAGAUGUCCAGUGCAGCAGUCAUGGCCUAACAAGGAAAUCCAAUAUUAUUUUAACUCGUGGAGAUAUUUUCUUCUAUGGAUCACAUACUCCCAAAAUAUGUCUGUCUUUAACAAAUGCUGUAAACACUGCCAAAAACAUCUAUUCAGACAACUUGACUAAACAGGGUUAUCGCAACAAGUUUGUUUUGUUUUUUUGGAGUAAGUCAGGAUUACUCAAACAUGGGCAAAUGAAAUAAAACACAACUCUAGGUAUGUAUUCUGAGGAAAUAACGGCAUCCUAACAUGACUUAAAACUCCCAAGAGUCAGGUUUACUGUAUUAAUAUGACCUUCAAGUCGACCAGAUAGCCCUUUUUGGCAGUGUUCACGUUAACACUAACAGUAUUCCACACAGCCUAAACUGAAAAAUGGCACCAAUUGAAAAAGCCAUGAACUGUGUGGUGUAUGGUGUGGCUGUCACUCAUCAAAAGAAAUUAUUUUAAAACUUACUGUAAAUACCAGAGAUUUGCAAAGAAUUUCAAAUAAGUUGCGUUCAUUUUCUUGAAUUUGAUGAUGUCAUCAUUUCAGACUGAGGGUAGGGCCUAUAUAAUUCCAGUCUGACAGUUAAACACUAAAUUCCAUCCAUUUUCUUCUGUUCCGGGGCCGGGUGUGGGGGCAGCAGUCUAAGUAGGGGCUCCCAGACUUCCAUCACCCCGGACACUUCCUUCAGCUCCUCCAGGGGGACCCCAAGGCAUUCCCAAGCCAGCUGAGAGAUAUAGGCCCUCCAGUGUGUCCUGAGUCUUCUCGGGGCCUCCUUCCGGUGGGACAUUUAAGGCACACACCAAAACACCAAAUUCUAUCAUGGAAUUCAGACUUGCCAUCCAGCUCAGUUUAAACUAUAGAGAUUCUACAAUGUUUUGAUAUCACACCAAAGCAACCUAUUUGUGUGUACAUGUGCAGACCCCUUUGUUUAAAUUAUUCCUUUUCACAACCUUUUCUUAGUUUGGUUUAAGGACUUUGCUUUUGUCUCUGUCGCCAAACCCAUACUUCUGCCAUCAGUGGCUUUGAGAUCCUGAGAGUAUACUACCAGGCAGCUGCUAGGGCCCAAACAUGUUGGGAAAAUGUCCAGUGCUAUUUUCCAUACUGCAAAGGUGGUCAUAUAUUUGUAAUCAAAUGUUCUGAGGCCCAUUUAAACAUGUCCAAUAUUUAUAAUAACAAUAAUAUGGCACUAGUCUUAUGCAGCGUUUUCCAGACACUGAAAGUUGCAUAACAUUGUGUGUUAUUCAUUCACGCCACACAAAGGUGGUAAGGUACUACACAUUCUUACAAGGUAAUGUGGCUGAAGUGUCUUGCCUAAGGACAAAACAACACUUUUGUUUUUGCCGCUGGUACCACUCUGUGGCAUAGUCUCUCAUCCAGUGUUUGUAGAGACGUAAACUACACGGUUAGUGUGAUAGUUUGAGCUUUCUACCAUGUUAUUGUUGUUCCAUCAUCAAAAACAGGCCGGAAGAGAUUUUAGAUGUCGUCAUCCAUGCAUGUUUGAAUAUUUACUGAUCUCUCCCAGGCCAUAUUUGAACCCUUCUUUCAGUUAGUUGUAAAAUUCUGUGUAAGGCUGUGCCCAUAAGCCUACGCCUCAUGCUCCCACAUGACAAUUCUCCAUAAAUAUACAAAAACAUGAUACAAGACACAGCAACGUGACAAACCUGAUCAGAUGUGCAGUAGACUUCUCAGCAGGAUGCACGCAUAGUGCUCUGAAGGGGGAGUGACUUAGUGUGGGGAGCUAUGAGAGGGUGGACUCAGAGCUAGACUAGAGCAUUGUUUUUGGAGAAUAUAAUAUCCAAAAGGGUGAACCAAGGAGGUUUUUCUGUUUGAGAGUCUAACGUGUGUGAAUGAAACAAAACACAACUGCAGAUAUGUUUGAUGAAGAAACAACACUAGAACAGAUCAGACUAUUUUAUUCAGCAAACAUUAAAUAAGUUUGCUGAACAAAAUAGUGUUAAUGAAUUUACUGAGCUCAUCUGACUAAUUCAAGCUUUUUUUUUUUUUUUUUGUAAAAAAAAACUGCCAUAAACAAAUCACUAGAAUUUAAACUAAACAAAGUUUUACAUUUUGAAGUACAUUUUCAACAUCUGAAAUUCAUAUUAUAUCAUAAUAUUUCAGCUCCCCUAUGAUUUUCCCCUUUAUGUUCUGAGCCCUUUUAUGCAGCGCCAUAGUUUAAAGGCCCAGAAGAUUUAUUUAGCUGAAAUCUAACGAUCAGAUGAAUUCAGUGCCACAUUUUAUUUACGUUUGUGGAGUGAAAUCUGAGUGUAAAAAUACUCUGCUCGGUGUACAUUUGUGACUCCACAUAAGUGACUUGUUGGGCUGUGAUGUAAAAAGACUCAUUUGAAUCUGUGUUUCGUCCGUUUAAUGUGUGGGAUUUUUUUAUUAAAACAUUUUAUACUGGAAAAA
Messenger RNA from Boleophthalmus pectinirostris (great blue-spotted mudskipper), 6673 nucleotides. RefSeq names its product protein inhibitor of activated STAT, 2 (gene pias2). The coding region runs from base 1967 to 3388 and encodes 473 amino acids. The transcript has 14 exons. Gene Ontology annotation, molecular function: SUMO ligase activity; zinc ion binding; transcription coregulator activity. Gene Ontology annotation, biological process: regulation of transcription by RNA polymerase II; protein sumoylation. Lineage: Eukaryota; Metazoa; Chordata; Actinopteri; Gobiiformes; Gobiidae. The record is from RefSeq and is a predicted model, not a curated record.